UUCGAGUGGAGGACUCCUCUCCGCGUACUCCUGACGACUUGAGCCGCCACGAACAAGCGAAAAUGGCAGCGGGGAACAAGCGACGAGCUGCCGACGAGCCCGCCCCACGCCACCUGCGCCUUGCUUGAGGCUCCGCCGGCUGGGAGGAUAUUCCUGUUUAACGACGCCUGUUAGCUUGCCUGCCUGAAGGCUGGCUGGCUCACUAGCUGGUGGCUAGCGCGCCUCGUCGCGGCGUGGAAAGCCCCGCGACGCUGCCGCCACCGUUUCGGAGGACGACUCGGCUGCCUAUAAAACAGCCACUGGAGCCUUCAACCCCUUGAUGCGGAUACAUUUCUGUAAUUUUCUUCGUUUUCUCGCAGUUUAAAAAAAAAAAAAUUUUUUAAGCAGCGCCCAGGCGAGUUAGCCGCUAGUGUUGCCCAAGCUAAGCAGCCUACACAGCCUGUCUGCCUAUUGGUCUGUGCACCCUGUCACCCGCACGACUUGACUGAGAGUGUCUGAGUCGGGCAGCGGUUCCCUACCCGAUGCCGAGAGCCAGAAGAGGCUCCGUGGCUGAGGAGAGAAGGCUGGAGAUAAGUAGAUAGGACUGCACCCCUAACCACCACCUUUUUUUGAGAGUUCAAGUGAGCACCGUUUUUGGCAGGCCUCAUUAAAGAGAAACUUAAGAUGAAGAAGUUUUCCAGAAUGCCAAAGUCUGAGAGCGGAGGCCCUGGGGGAGCGUCCGGUUCUGGCUCCGGGCUCAACAGCUACUUCGGGAAAGUGUUCGCCGUCGGCCGGUAUCAAGUCACCGUGGAAGAGCUGGUAGCCGAGGGAGGGUUCUCGGUGGUUUUCCUGGCCCGCACGCACAGCGGCAUCCGCUGCGCCCUUAAGCGCAUGUACGUCAACAACGUGCCCGACCUCAACGUCCACAAGCGGGAGAUUACCAUCAUGAAGGAGCUGUCAGGCCACAAGAACAUUGUGGGCUACCUGGACUCGGCCGUCAACACCGUAUCGGACAGCGUGUGGGAGGUCCUCAUCCUCAUGGAGUACUGCAAAGCGGGCCAGGUGGUGAAGCAGAUGAACCAGCGUCUGAACGUGGGCUUCAGCGAGGCCGAGGUGCUGCGCAUCUUCUGCGACACGUGCGAGGCGGUGGCGCGGCUGCACCAAUGCAAGACGCCCAUCAUCCACAGGGACCUCAAGGUGGAGAACAUCCUGCUCAACGAUCAGGGCAGCUACGUGCUGUGUGACUUUGGCAGCGCCACCCACAAAGCUCUGCAGCCGCUCAAAGAUGGCGUGACCGCUGUGGAGGACGAGAUACGCAAGUACACGACAUUGUCGUACCGGGCGCCGGAGAUGAUUAACUUGUAUGCGGGAAAAGCCAUCACCACCAAGGCUGACAUAUGGGCACUGGGAUGCUUGUUGUACAAGCUGUGUUUCUUCACGCUUCCGUUCGGGGAGAGUCAAGUCGCCAUAUGCGACGGAACCUUCAUCGUACCCGACAACUCCAAGUUCUCCCUCAAGUUGCACUGCUUAAUCCGAUAUAUGCUCGAACCAGACCAGGAGGAGAGACCAGACAUCUACCAAGUGUCCUACUUUGCCUUUAAAUUUGCCGGAAAGGACUGUCCCGUGCCAAAUAUCUUUAAUUCUCCCAUCCCCACGUCAUUACCGGAGCCACUCACGGCCAGCGAGGCGGCCGCCAAGAAGAGCAUGACAAAAGCAAGAAUACGAGACUCGGUUGGCCCGACGGAGACCUCCAUUGCCCCCCGACAGAGGCCAAAGGCGGCCAACAGUAACGUCCUGCCCCUCGCCACCGUCACGCCUGUCAAGGUGACCGGGGCGCCUGCUGCGCCUGUCAGUAAUGGGCAGAAAGCGCCCACUCCUGGUUCAGGACAGCCUUGCGCGCAGCCACAGCAGCAGCCUGGCAGUCAGCAGCACAGAGUGCUGCAGCAGCUGCAGCCGGGCGACCUGCGCCUGCAGCAGCUUCGCCAACAACACCAACACCAACAAGCGCUGCAGCAGCAACACAUCAACGCGCAGCAACUCCAAUACCUCCAGUACCAACAGGCCGUGCAGCAAUCCAUACAGCUGCAGCAGCAGCAGCAGCAGCAGCAGCAAAUGAUGAUGCAGCUGCAGCAGCAGCAGCAGUCCACGUAUCAGCAGAGAGUCGCUCACGCCGCUCAGGCCCAGUACGCCGCCAUGCUGCAGGAGUACCAACAGGCUUUUGCUCAUCAACAUCAACAGCAACAUCAACAACAACAGCAACAACAACAACAUCAUCAUCAUCUCCCCACCUACAUGUCCUCCCCACUGGAGUUCCAGGUGCCUCUGGGCUCCUACAAUGCCACCACACCCACUUCCGCGACAGCCCACAUGGGGGCGCCCUCGCCUGCAGAGCCAGCCUACAACAAUCCCAGAACGCCUGUGCUGGCCUCGGACGGCAUCACCCCUCCCCCCCUGAGUGCCAGCCACCCUCCCGACAUGUCUCGCUGGAACCCGUUUGGCGAGGACAACUUCUCCAAACUGACCGAGGAGGAGCUGAUCGACCGCGAGUUUGACAUGCUCCGAGCAAACAACCCUGCGGAGAGAAGAGCCAGCACGGAGGCUGAGCGACUCCCAUCCGCCGAGCCCCUCCCGACCGAGGACCUGUUUGGCUCCGUGCCCUUUGUGGCCAGCGCAGGUUCCAAUGUAGCAGCAGGCGAUCCGUUGAAACCCGAAGUCGUCGUUUCCAUUCCAGCUUCUCUCGACGAUCGGUCGCCAGUUCCGACAGCCAAGGAGCACAAGUCCAUCAGGAGGGCCGACUAUUCGGACAGCGAUUUCGAGUCUGACCCUCCUUCGCCAAAAAGCAGUGAGGAGGAGGAAGAGCUGGUGGAGCCUGAGGAGUACGAAGGCACGAUCAGCGAACAUGGCGACGACACUGAGCCGGAGAAUCAGGGCCAGCGGCCCCUCUUGAUGGAGUCCGAAGAAGACGGCGAGGACGAUGACAAGUGUAGCUUGGACUCUGACGACAAGGCGAAGAAUCUCUCGCAGAAGGAAGUUGCUACCAAGCGGCGGAAUCGAGGCCAGUCUGGUCCAGUUCCGAUGGACCCUCGGGACUCCCUGGCCUCGGUGGACGUCUUUGGUGCCGUUCCCUUCCUUGGCGGGGACUCAGCGGUGGGAGAUAUCUUUGCCAAGGCGCCUUUCCGGCAAGCCAGCCUCGAACAGCCACCGGCUGACGAUUUCGACGUCUUCACCAAAGCGCCGUUCAGCCGGAAUCUCUCCAAGAACGCCGGUGGCCAGACUCCGCCCGUUUCCCCCGAGGGCGUGGACGUCUUCGGCUUCAGCCCCUUCCAGCCGGGCGUCCCAUUUCCUACCACAUCCAGGAGCGCCGAGGACAUUUUUCUACCAUCCGCAGAGGACUCGCCGCAGCAACAGAGGUUGAAACAGCGCAGCCUCCAGAAGCUGUCGUCGCGCCAAAGGAAAACCAAGCAGGAUGCCACCGGGACGGGCGGUGGAAAGCGGCACCACGGCACCCCCACGGGUGGAAGGAAAAGUGGAAAACCUGCCAAAGCCACAUUCCGUACCCCAGAGCGGGUCCGUAGGCACAAGAAAGUGGGCCGGCGGGACUCACAGAGUAGUAACGAGUUCCCAAGUGAUUCUAAAGAGAACAUCAGUGUGGAUGUGACCAUUGCAGAAGGGAAGGACAACAGUGCCCAACUCCAAAAGGAUGAGAUUCUGGACCCCUUUGGAGCUAAACCCUUCCACCCUCAGGACGGAGGACGGAACGGAGGCGCCUACCCGGGGGGCCUCCCUGAAAGCAAGAGUGACCUGGGCACAUCCUGGGCAGUGGCUCUUCACGGGGAUCGUAGCACCACCGACGAUUUUGGGGCAGUGCCUUUCACGGAAGUGGUGGUCUCUGCUGGGCCUCAGCAGCAGUCGCUGGAACUGGACCCGUUUGGCGCUGCACCGUUUCCAUCCAAGCAGUGACUCCCACAUCUCGCACAUGUUCCAUUAUGACAGGUCGUUGUCACAUAGCCCCUAAGAUUGUCCAGUCGUGGAACAAACGUCUGACUUCCUAAGACCACUCAAAUCCUGUGAAACGGCCUUGGAAGCCACAUAGCUGGUUUAACGCUAGAGAAACGUUAGCGACCCAACAAACUCUGAUUUUUAAUGUGUGACCACUUGCAAAUUGUAUUUUAUUUUUUUUUAUUUUUUAUAAAAGUGCCACCACGACAGUACUCUAUUGGGGGAAAGUAAAACCAUAGAAAGGAUGUCUUUGGGCUGACGUCCUUUGCGGUGCACGAGGAACAUUGGCAAGCCGACAAACUGUGAUUUCGAAUGAAAUCUUUUUAGGCUCGGUAUCUCGAGCCUAACAAGCCGAUAAACUGACUUGGAAGAUGCCACCACUCGUGACCCAAAUGUUUUUAUUUAGCAAGCGAUACCUUGACACUCUGACUGGAGCAUGCUUGGGUGGCUCUUUAAACCCACAGAGUGAUGAUUUAGGUUAACGACAACCGUUUGCUCGUGUACCUCCUGUCGAGAUUAUUCGGAACCCUUUGGGUCCAUGUCCAGGCUGGGGUGAUCCAGUCACCCCAGUGCAAAGUCCUGGGUGGUGUGGUGCACCUGUUAAGAAACCCAACAAAUGUGAUUUUGUAAUAUACUGGACGUAGCGACCAGCCUGUACAGGCAAGCCCACUUUACACGGAACCAAGAUUGUGUUGGAUCCCUUUGCGAGGCCCACAUGGUGCCAGACAGGCACUGCGAGUAGGAAGUUUUGGUGCACUGUCCUUUGCUACAUUUGAGAAACAAGUAACUCCUACUGUGAUAUCUAAUGCACAACUGCUCCAAUUCCCAUCAUUUUUGUUGUAUAAGCAGGACUCCACAAUGCCAAUUCCCGAGUUACUCUCUAAAACCAAUGGCCGAGGUCUUUAGGGCCAAGAUUUUUUUGUAAUAUUCAAGAACCAUUAGCAACCUUCCAGUUGUGAUUUCAAAUGUGCCACUCUUCCACUGGUAUUGCGCUGAGCGACCAGUCUGUUUUUAUUUAGGAUGUAGCACCGAAACAUGCUGACCAGAGGAUGUAAGACUGCCAAGAUUAUUUUGGGUUCCCCUGGGUGAAGGUAUCCAGGCCUCUCUGAGAUCAAUGUGGACCUGGAGACCACCGGGGAGCACUCCCAGGCGCCGCCUUUGGGAAAUCCAAAUGUUCUGGGCCCACCAGUGGGGUGUCUUCACCAGAAAUGUAAAACCAAGGGUGGACUUUGGGGUUCUUGCCUCCACUGAAGCAGUAGCAAGAUUGCCAAGACCACUUUCUGUGGAUAAAAUUAUUUUGGGUCUUGUUUUUCCUUGUCGGCCUGAAUCUAAGACAGACAUGUGAAACGUCACCACUGGAAAGUCCCAGUCUGCGCUUCACGGGGAACUAUAAGACCAUGGACAGGGUGCUUCCAAGAACCGGGACAAGAGGUAAUGCAAGGCGGCUAACGUCCAGCUUCUAAUCCCUCGUAUAGUUCCCUUCAUGUUCAGACUUGUGGUAGACAUCUUCCAAACCGGCUUUCACCAAUAGGUGACCCACUCGCACGCAAGUCUUCCUAAGGGCGGGGUGGGGCACCCAACACUGCCGACACCUCUUAAAUCCUGUGGAGAGACUCUGGAGUUUGCAUAUCGUUUUAGCUGUUUUUAUGCUGCAGAAGCGACCUUCUCCAAACUGUGAUUUUUUUAUGUGCGACUGUUCCGCUCACGUACGCUCUUUGUAUGACAGUGGUACCUUGACUUACGAGUGCCUGAAAGUUUCUCUAGUUGCAUGUUUAUUUUUUUGUUGACUUUGUGUUGUGAGCCAAAAUUGGAGUAUUAAAGGUACCGUAAUGUCCUCGCGCGUGAGCAAGGAGAGACGCUGUUUAUUUGAGCAAUUGCAAACAACAAAACUUGUAAUGCAAGGUACCACUGUACGUAUUUCGCACCGCAAAGCCUUACUAGCAUUUCUAUACGGGAGAGCCUUUGCUUGCACAGUACCUCGGGAAAAGUUUAACCACUUUUUGUUUUGUUCUUGAGGCCUCCCUCCUUCUUUUCUAUGCAUGUCACCAUGGACCAGAAGGGAUCGUUUCUUUUCCUCACGUUGGCUCUGGGAACUGUGGUGAUUUUUUGUGUGUGUGUGUAUUUAAUUUGGAACGUUUCUGCAACCACUCUCUCCCAAGUGCUCUAUUUUGAUUGUAAGACACAAUCCAAUAUUUGCAGGCUAAUGGGUUUUUUUUCUCUUUCAAAUUAUGUAUGGAAAAUGCUUGAGUUCAAAUAUAUUAUUUGAGAAAUUUGA
Molecule: messenger RNA, 6253 nt
Organism: Syngnathus acus (greater pipefish)
Lineage: Eukaryota; Metazoa; Chordata; Actinopteri; Syngnathiformes; Syngnathidae
Gene: bmp2k
Product: BMP2 inducible kinase
Exons: 16
Coding region: 664-3939 (1091 amino acids)
Biological process (GO): protein phosphorylation
Molecular function (GO): protein kinase activity; ATP binding
Source: RefSeq, a predicted model, not a curated record